Messenger RNA from Drosophila yakuba, 1594 nucleotides. RefSeq names its product protein phosphatase inhibitor 2 (gene I-2). The transcript has 5 exons. The coding region runs from base 307 to 924 and encodes 205 amino acids. Gene Ontology annotation, molecular function: protein phosphatase inhibitor activity. Gene Ontology annotation, biological process: regulation of signal transduction. NCBI's taxonomy places the organism in Eukaryota, Metazoa, Arthropoda, Insecta, Diptera, Drosophilidae. The record is from RefSeq and is a predicted model, not a curated record.
AGUGCCAUCGCUGUUUUGCCAGCUCUAGUAGAAUUUGUUAGAAUAUUUUUACCGGAUUUGCCAUUUGUUUGCAAUAGAAAUUAGAAGAGAAACAUCAGACAGUGGCCACCAACCCUUCAAGAGUCAAAUUCAACGUUUUCCAAAUUGCGAUCAACCCCGCCCGGCUGGCGACAUCGAUGAGAUCGUGCCCCUCGCCCAAAAACCAGCUGGCUGCCAACUUGAAGAUUGUGGCGUAAAUUGCCCUCCGAAAACGCAGUUGCAAUUGCAGUUAACAGGCGAAACACACAAGUAACACAGAUACCCAGGAUGCAGAACAAUCCCAGCCCACAGCUACCCUGCAAGGGUAUACUCAAGACUUCGCGCAGCUUCGACAAGUCGGGAGCCAGUUUUCGCAAAAGUGCCAAGUUCGAUGAGCUGAACGUGAUGCAGACCUUCCAUCCGGCCGACAAGGACUACGGACACAUGAAAAUCGAUGAGCCCAAGACGCCGUACAACUACACGGAGGGCUUCGACGAGAACAGGGACGAGCUGGACACGGAGUUGCUAGUGGAGAAACUCCGCAUAGCGGCUAACACACAGCCGUCGAUAGAGAGCAUCGAGGAUGAAGGUUCCUCCGGUGAUGACCAGCCCCUUAGCGAAGAGGAGCGACAACGCCGACGCGAGUUUGAGCGACGUCGCAAGGCCCACUAUCGCGAGUUUGAGGCCGUCAAGCUGGCGCGGAAGCUGAUCCAGGAGGAGGACGACGACGAUGACGACGAGGACAAGGGCGCGGCUAGCCGGCCCUCGGGCUCGGCACAGGGCGCUUCCAGUUCCGGACGCUACGCGAGCAGUUCGGCAAAAAAGUCGAGCUCCCAAGCUGACUCCUCCACAUCCCCGUCUACCAGCGCCGGCCAGAACAUGGACCUGGAGCCAUCGAACAACUAGAAGCAAUGUCAACCCAUCAAUCAAUCACUAAUGUUUACCUAGCGGACAAUGGACGAUUCUGAGGGCAGCUCAUCCAAACAAUAAACAAACGAAAUUAUAUCAAAUUAUCAAGUGCUGUGCGAGCGAGCGCGGCGUGAGAAGUGGAUGCUGAUUAGCGGAGUGGCGAGGAGCACUCGUGAUUAAUUGAAUUUACCCAACUAAGCACGAAAAAAAACCAAACGUCGCCAAGGAGGUUCGUCAUCGAGUAGUGAACACAGCCGAUAAGCCGAGGCACUUAAUUGUUGCAAAUUGAGUUUACAGCACAAAGAAUGUGCACCUGGUCGGAGAAUUUGAUUGUACGACCCAAAAUAUAAUUAUCGUGUAUGCGUCUCAGCCGUAGCGUACUGUUGCAAAUGUAGUUAAACAAAAGUCUUUUUAACUUGAUAUCGAUCGAUGGAAACCCAUUUAGUUUUGGUCCAUGUCUCCCGUUCGCAGCUCCGUUUGCAUUUAAUUUGAUUGGAUGCCCAGUGCCAGUGCCACAGAAUGGAUAACUUGUUGUAACUAGCGUUGAAGUUGAUUUGGCCUUACUUUUAGUUAUUUAUUAAUACAAUACUAUUAUGAUUACUAUUAAGUUUUAGCCAUCGAAUGCGAACGUUUCAAUAAAGAGAGUCCAAAACCCAAUUGAAAAAAA